Messenger RNA from Formica exsecta, 1616 nucleotides. RefSeq lists its product as uncharacterized. The coding region runs from base 1158 to 1616 and encodes 152 amino acids. NCBI's taxonomy places the organism in Eukaryota, Metazoa, Arthropoda, Insecta, Hymenoptera, Formicidae. The transcript has 4 exons. The record is from RefSeq and is a predicted model, not a curated record.
UAAUUUUUUUAUUUGCAUACUACCCAAGCUAAUUGUAAAUGUUGAUGAAAACUUCCCGUAUUUAUGUUCAACUUAACUAAAACGAUAGGAAUGUAAUACGAUGUUAAACUUGUUUAUGUUAAAUUCGUUUCGUAGUUAAAUUCAAUUAGCAGAAUCUUUGGUGGAUAAGAAGAGUUUGUAUGUCAUUUGGUACAUCAUAGAGCAUAUACGCGGCUAUUCAUAUGCAUCAGAAAUAAAAUGUAGAGCAAUAUUAUCCCGUAAUGAGACAAACAGAUUUUGCAGCAGUUUAAAUAAGUUUUAUCGAGUAAAACUAUUGAUACUAUUUAUUACUAUCGAAGCGGAUCCCGUAUAUAUACUUACUUACUUUUGCAAUAAGUAAAGUUGAGAAUUGCAAGAAAAAAGAAUCUCUGUCUAAAAAAUUAUAUACUAUCUUGCAUUCGUAUCGAUGACGAAUACUAAUAUGUCUGACAAUACAAAAUAAAUAUUUUAAAAAUUAACUUUUAUUUUGUUAUAAAAAAAAAUAAAUUUAAAUUUUGUUGCAUCAAAAUUUUGUACUUGCCUCAAACCACAUAUAUACUCAGUUGCAUACUGUACACUUUGUUACAGGCAAAAUCUUAUAAACAUUUAUUUUAAUACGUAUAUGUAUAUAUUAAAUGGAUCGAGCGCGAACUCAUUUCCACUGCGCGAAAAUUUUUAUAUCACCAUUUUUGUUUGAUUUCCUCAAAUGUACAAUAAAGAAAUGAAGUAUUAUACAUUAUAUAUAAUAGUGAAUAGAUCCGUAAAGUUUCGUAUUUUUCUCAAAAUAUAAUCCAUUUAAUAUUGUAUAGAUUCACCAAGUGUAUGAGCGCAGAGUAAUGCUUCGUAUGAUGCACUGAAAGAUAUUGAAAGUCUUUUUACUAUCGAGAUAAAAAAGUCAUAACUGCGUUUGUGCAAGAAUAUGCAUUAAAAAUAUAUUGCUCUCACAAAUUGAGGUAAUUUAGACUAAUUUGCUUUCAUCUAUAUCAAAAAAACAUUACUCAAUUAUUAGAAUAUAGCCGUCUUUACAAUAACUAUCGACGCACGAAUAUAUCGAUCGUUGAAAAUUGACGGAGAAUGUCGCAAGAAAUAAUUCGAGAAUUCAAAGGUUCGUCUUAUGGUUACAUCGCAGUUCUCGUAAAAUGUAUACGACAGAAGAACGCUAUUAUAAAAUCAGUCGGGUACUUCUUAAGACUCUUGGUUUGUGGCCUUAUCAGCAAUCAUAUUUCUCGCAAAUACAUAAAGUACUGUGUGCCAGCCUUCUUUUAACAUUUAUUCUUGUCCAGUUGUUGGUACUCGUUACAACGCAGUACAAUACGAAUCUUCUCCUCAAAAUUCUUUCAACUGUCUUUCCUAUUCUUUUCGUCACUGUAAAGUAUUGUUUUUUUAUCAUACAAGCGGAUAGUGUAAAGAAAAUGUUAGAACAAAUGCAAGAUGAUUGGAGAUUAUUGAAAAAUAAGGUGGAAGUUGACAUUAUAGAAAAAUACGCUUAUAACAUACAGUUUUCUUCAAUGAUUUUAAUAGAUCUAACAUUUUUUAGUGAUUGGUUUUUUUUGCUUGUUCUUGGGUUUCAUACUUCAAUGUUUGCCAUCAAUUCUUGA